AUGGAACUUCCGAGUGAUAUUAUUGAUGAAUCAAAUGUCUCAGCAGUGGAGAAAGGCGAUGUGGUCUUUAGUUCUAAUUUGGCCCUUUCCUCGAAUCCUUUGAUUGAUUUGACACAAAGGGUAUUAGCUGAGUUUAUUGGAAUGUAUAUUAUUAUGUUUGCUGGUAGUGGGUCGAUAGUGGUGAAUAAGCUUUAUGGUGGAACAAUCACUUUUCCUGGAAUAUGUCUAACAUGGGGCCUAAUCGUCAUGGCUAUGAUUUACUCCCUUGGUCAUGUAUCCGCCCACUUCAAUCCUGUUGUCACCAUUGCCUUCGCUCUCUUGGGUUUGUUUCCUUUUAAGGAGGUGUUCUUUUAUAUAGGAUCACAAAUUUUGGGAGCAACUCUGGCUAGCGGGACAGUGGUGUUGAUUAUAGACAUAAACCCGAAAGCUUUUUUUGGAACUAGACCAUCUGGCUCAAUCAUGCAAUCGUUUGUUGUCGAGAUCAUUAUUACUUUCAUCAUGAUGUUCAUUGUUUCGGGUGCCACUAAUGACCAUCGGGCGAAUAAAAAGUAUGGAGGGAUCGUAGUUGGUAUGACUAUAACACUAAAUGUCUUAGUAGCAGGACCGAUAUCCGGAGGAUCGAUGAAUCCAGCAAGAAGCCUUGGACCAGCCAUCGUUCUCCAUAGUUACAAAGGAAUUUGGGUGUACAUAUUUGGUCCACUCAUCGGGGCAAUUGCAGGUGGAUUUGUUUAUAACUUGAUCAAACCAACAAACAAAUCUUUUAGCAAAUUGUUUAAGUUAACUUAA
This is a messenger RNA of Lactuca sativa (garden lettuce), 786 nucleotides long. Its product is annotated as putative aquaporin NIP4-2. Lineage: Eukaryota; Viridiplantae; Streptophyta; Magnoliopsida; Asterales; Asteraceae. Gene Ontology annotation, biological process: transmembrane transport. Gene Ontology annotation, cellular component: membrane. The record is from RefSeq and is a predicted model, not a curated record. Gene Ontology annotation, molecular function: channel activity.